AUUUUUUUUUUUCAAACAACAUGCGCGUAGGCGUCAUAGUAUAAAACUGCAUGGUUGUCAGAAACACUCCGAAAUAAAACAUUAGCACCAUAAGCAAAUACGCGAGCUUCUGUUAACGAACAUGCAGUGCAAUAAACCGCAGUUUGGCGAGUGGCUGAUCGAUCAGGUGCGAAGCGGACGGUACGAAGGGCUGAGAUGGGUAGAUAACAACAGGAUCAGAAUCCCCUGGAAGCACAACUCCAGGAAGGACUGCAGCGAUGAAGACAACAAGAUAUUCAAGGCAUGGGCCGAGGCCAGUGGAAAAAUAAACGAAAAUCCUAGCGACAAAGCAAAAUGGAAAACGAAUUUUCGCUGCGCUCUGAACACUCUAAAGCAAUUCAGAAAGGUAGAGGACCACUCGAAGGAGUCCGACGACCCGCACAAGGUCUACGAGAUCGUCACGAAUGGACAUAAAGACCAGAACAGCCAGGAUUUCUCCAUGAAUGUCGAAGAGCCUUUUAUCCAAGACAUUUACAACACAGAUCCCUCAAUAUCUCAAGAUGAAAUGCAGGAGGCUUUGUCGAAUGACAUGUUUACCCUGAAUCUCAACAACCAACCAAGAGCAGAUAACUCUCAGUGGCAUGUGCCCUAUCCCAUCACCAGUGAUGUUGAGCAGGGUGGCUACUCCGGCCAACCCAUGACCAUGGAAAUCCAGCAGAUUACCCAGAGCCAGAUGCCGGUGGUGGUACAAGAGCCCUACUGCCCAGUGAAUCAGCCUGAAGUGUAUGACGUACCACCCGUACCUCCUUAUUACAAACUGGAGAUCAGCAUCUGCUACAGGAAGAAGCUCCUGGAGAGCAUCACGACCAUCAGCCCCCGGGUGCAGCUCCACUUCCGAUGUGAGGACCAGACGCUGAGGGCUCAGUCCAUCUGUCUCCCCAGCACCGAGCGCAUCCUGGACCGGCAUCAGGCCCACUAUACUGACCGCAUCCUCAACAGCAUCGAGAGAGGCCUCCUACUGGAGGUGCGCUCUACAGGCAUCUAUGGGCUGCGUCAAGAUAGGUGCCAUGUGUUUGCCUGCACCGGAAACCCCGCAGAGAUACCAAACCCCCAGCCCAACAAGCUGCCCCAGAACAGUGAGGUGGAACUGCUCAGCUUUGAAAAGUUUAUCAGGGACCUGACAGAGUUCCAAGAGAAUAAACGAGGCUCCCCAGAGUAUGCAAUCUACUUAUGCUUCGGAGAGAAAUUUCCGGACGGAAAGGCCGUGGAUAAGAAGUUAAUAACUGUCAAGGUGGUGCCUCUGGCUUGCCAGGACCUCCAUGAGAAAGCACAUAUGGAUGGAGCUUCCUCCUUGCAAGGCGAUGCUGUCAGCUUACAGAUCUCACACAACAGCCUCUUUGAUCUCAUAAACUCCACCUUCGACCUUCCAGUCGCCUUUCCCUGAAGACCAUCCCACUCCCAAACGCCUCAUCUGCUCUCGGAUGCCAUCUGGGCACUUUAGUUUCUCUGCCCAAUUAGUCUAUCCGGUGCUUCCCAAUCCGGUCCUCGGGGACCCAAAGACAGUCCACGUUUUUGGAAAAAUGUGGACCGUCUGGCAGGGAGCUCGGGGGGAGCAAAAAUGUGGACUGUCUGGCAGGGAGCUCGGAGGGAGCAAAAAUGUGGACCGUCUGAGGGUCACCGAGGACCAGGUUGGGAAAUACUAGUCUAUAGACCCAGCAGUCAAUGUGUAAUUCUUCCUGUCAUACAUUCCAAGGUCUGAAAGAUAAAAUUGCAUGCUGCAUUUGUUUAAUAGAAUCUACAGAAGCACAUAUAAACUGAGGCGCAACCCUUUUUUUGUGUGGUUAGAAAUUCAUGCUGAAACACACUCCUUUCAGAAGCACACAGUGGAAAUGUUUACAGCAGUGGUAGGUGGUCCUCAUUUGCAACAGUUUUUGGGGGAAAGAAUUAACACCUACUCUGAAUGGAAAAUAUCAGCACUUGAAUACUCCUGCGUAUCGAAUCUUUAUGUAAAUGAAAUGUAACAUAUUUGUAUGUGACAUAACUUCUUGUGAAAUAAAUGUGACAGCUAAUUUCUCUGUCUUUAAAGUCUCUGUCCUCUCACUGAAUGUCUUUUAAGAUUUAGUUUGCAAACUACAUUCCUUGUGUGUAAAUUUACCUGCAGUGAAAAUAAUAAAAGACCAAAACUUGA
Molecule: messenger RNA, 2167 nt
Organism: Brienomyrus brachyistius
Lineage: Eukaryota; Metazoa; Chordata; Actinopteri; Osteoglossiformes; Mormyridae
Gene: irf7
Product: interferon regulatory factor 7
Exons: 9
Coding region: 122-1423 (433 amino acids)
Biological process (GO): immune system process; regulation of transcription by RNA polymerase II
Cellular component (GO): nucleus
Molecular function (GO): protein binding; DNA-binding transcription factor activity, RNA polymerase II-specific; RNA polymerase II cis-regulatory region sequence-specific DNA binding
Source: RefSeq, a predicted model, not a curated record